CGCGAGGUUCCCGGCAGUGCGGCCCCGGCGCGGAGCUGGGAGCCUCGGCCAGCGCCCGGCGCCGCGCCCCCGACCCGCAGCCAUGGUGCCCGGGGCGCCCGGCGCGGCCCUGAGCCUCUGCCUCUCUGCCGGCCCCGGCGCGGCGGCCGCUCGGCGGCUGGACGAGUCCCUGUCGGCCGGGAGCGUCCAGCGCGCCCGCUGCGCCUCCAGGUGCCUGAGCUUGCAGAUCACGCGCAUCUCCGCCUUCUUCCAGCACUUCCAGAACAAUGGUUCCCUGGUUUGGUGCCAGAAUCACAAGCAAUGUUCUAAGUGUCUGGAGCCCUGCAAGGAGUCCUGGGACCUGCGGAAGCAGCAGUGCCAGAGCUUCUGUGAGCCUCUCUUCCCCAAGAAGAACUAUGAAUGCCUGACGAGCUGUGAGUUCCUCAAGUACAUCCUGUCAGUGAAGCAGGGCGACUGCCCAGCCCCGGAAAAAGCCAGUGGGUUUGCCGCCGCCUGUGUGGAAAGUUGUGAAGCUGACAACGAGUGCUCUGGGGUUAAGAAGUGUUGUUCGAACAGGUGUGGACAUACCUGUCAGGUGCCCAAGACGCUAUACAAAGGUGUCCCCCUGAAGCCCAGGAAGGAGUUGCGAUUUACAGAACUGCAGUCCGGACAGCUGGAGAUUAAGUGGUCCUCGAAAUUCAAUAUUUCCAUUGAGCCCGUGAUCUACGUGGUACAGAGAAGGUGGAAUUACGGGAUCCAUCCUAGCGAGGAUGAUGCCACACAGUGGCAGACGGUAGCCCAGACCACAGAUGAGCGGGUCCAGCUGACCGACAUACGACCCAGCAGGUGGUAUCAGUUCCGAGUGGCAGCUGUCAAUGUGCAUGGCACCCGAGGCUUCACGGCCCCCAGCAAACACUUCCGCUCCUCCAAAGAUCCAUCCGCACCCCCAGCUCCGGCCAACCUCCGACUUGCAAAUUCCACCGUAAACAGUGACAACACUGUGACCGUGGCUAUUGUUUGGGAUCUCCCUGAGGAACCAGACAUCCCCGUGCAUCACUACAAGGUGUUUUGGAGCUGGACGGUCAACAGCAAAUCCCUCGUCCCAACAAAAAAGAAGCGGAGAAAGACUACGGAUGGGUCCCAGAAUUCGGUGAUCCUGGACAGACUCCAGCCAGACUCCAGCUACACCGUAGAGCUGCAGGCCGUGGCGUACUGCGGGCAGACGCGCCUGAAGGGGGCCAAGGCCUCCCUGCACUUCACGCCGGCGCACGCCGCCAGCCACAAAGAGCACGUCGGAAAAUCCAGAAAGAGCCCGAUGCACAUACAGCCCCCUUUCCAGAGACGACGGCCCACUCGCCUCCUGGAAAUCGGAGCCCCCUUCUAUCAAGACAACCAACUGCAGGUGAAGGUCUACUGGAAAAAGACCGAAGAUCCCAGCGUCAGCCGCUACCACGUGCACUGGCUCCCGGAGGCCUGCGCCCAAAACCAGAGCUCCGCGCCAGGGACCGCUGCUGCCAUCACCCAGGAAAACUAUAUAAUUCUUCAAGAUCUAGCAUUUUCCUGCAAAUACAAGGUGACGGUCCAGCCGACAGGGCCCACGGGCCGCCUGAAGGCCGAGACGGGCUUCUUCACGAUGCUGCCCUGCUCUGCCCUGAAGGGGAAAAGCCCCAAGCCCGGGAGCUGCGCCGGCGACGCAGGUCCCCCGCCCAAGGUGCUCGCCAAGCCCGAGAACCUGUCCGCCUCGUUCGUGCUGCACGGGGCCAACGUCACGGCGCACUUCUCCUGGAGGAUGGCCCGCGGCGCGCAGCGGCCGCCCACCGGCUUCCAGGUGACCUGGGCCGAGGUGACCUCCGAGAGCAGGCACAACAGCCUGCCCAACAGCAUCAUCUCCCGCUCGCAGAUCCUGCCGUCGGACCAUAACGUCCUAACAGUGCCCAACCUGAGGCCGUCCACGCUGUACCGGCUGGAAGUGCAGGUGCUGACCGCGGGCGGCGAAGGGCCGGCCACCAUCAAAACCUUCUGGACGCCCGACCUCGCGCUGCCCUCAGAACACAGACCGCAUCUUAAGAACCGGCAUCCUCCUCACUACAAGCCUUCCCCAGAAAGAUACUAAACGGUUCAAAAAGAUGUCUGAGAAUGUACGAGCGAGCAAGCUGCUUGAGCCUCCAGGUCCAGCCGCGCUGCUCCGGAGGCAGCAGGUGCCCACGCACCCUCCCUCUCCCGUGUAACCUUGUACCCUCCGUACCUCUGCCCAUCUCGACGCAUGUGGAAACAGUCCCAGACGGCCCGUGGAGGUGGACGCACAUGUUCCCUGGAAUGGAGGAGACGAAGACGGGGCCCAUCUAGCUGGAAACCUGAAUGUCCGCGGAGGAGUCUCGGUGGAAUGAGUGCAGAGAUGAGAUCUCUCUGAAUUUGGAGCCGCAAAUUCUCAGAACGAAUCAGUGUGACAGAUACACAACUGAUACACAUACUAAGCAUAACGUUCAUCAAUAAAACAUUUUUAAAUUAAAAAAAAAAAAAAAAGAAAAGCAUUCUUUCCUAGACUAGUCCUUGCUAAAUUCAGAUGAGGUAUCUGAACUAUCCCAGGAACUUGAGACAUGCAUGCAAUCACUAAGUACUAGCUGCUCAGAGAGAUACUAGCCAGCAGCAAACAGCUUGCCUUGCUUAGAAAAUCUUGAGGGAUAUUUGCCCACUGAUAACUUA
Molecule: messenger RNA, 2682 nt
Organism: Nyctereutes procyonoides (raccoon dog)
Lineage: Eukaryota; Metazoa; Chordata; Mammalia; Carnivora; Canidae
Product: anosmin-1-like
Biological process (GO): neuron differentiation
Cellular component (GO): cell surface; extracellular region
Molecular function (GO): peptidase inhibitor activity; protein binding
Source: RefSeq, a predicted model, not a curated record